Pollicipes pollicipes is the source of this 2067-nucleotide messenger RNA. Its product is annotated as nephrin. Bases 145 to 2067 code for a protein of 640 amino acids. Gene Ontology annotation, molecular function: protein binding. Lineage: Eukaryota; Metazoa; Arthropoda; Thecostraca; Pollicipedomorpha; Pollicipedidae. The record is from RefSeq and is a predicted model, not a curated record. The transcript is spliced from 14 exons.
GGGACGUCGAGGACGCGUCACAACGACGCCCGGAGCCUGGAGCACGGAGGAGCGGGCCGCCGUCGGCACGCGGCUCCAUUCGCAGAUAUUUGGAAGAAGCCAAAUGGCGGAGGAAAAUCUUCCAGUGAGCAAGUGGCAUACACAAUGAUAACUUGGACGGUUAUCACAUUAUGUUUUAACUUCUGGUUGGCUUGCGUCAAUAGCCAAAUCGACAUCAACGGAGUGCCCGUGCGGACCGUAGUGGGUGUGGUGGACGGCCUUGUGACGGUGCCCUGCCAGGCCAGCACGCCCGACCCGUCCGACAAACUGGAGCUGGUGCUCUGGUAUCGACUGGGCUCCAAGCUGCCGUUCUACACAUACGACGCGCGCGGCCGGCCGCCCGGCAGAGGCCAGCACCUUGCAGAUGACCUGCUGUCGCCGCGGGCCCGCACCCAUUACCAGCUGUCGCCACCGGGCCUGGUACUGAGCGGAUUGCGGCAGCUGGACCAGGGCGGCUACAUCUGCCGCGCCGACUUCAUCCAUUCGCCGUCCAGAGUGGGCGUCACCAACCUCACGCUGAUUGUGCCGCCGGACGUGCCCAAGGUGUACGACAGCGCCGGAACCCGGCUUCUGGACGUGACCCCGCCCGUGGCCGAGGGUCAGCCCCUGACCCUGACCUGCGAGGCCAGCGGAGGUCGGCCGUCUCCGCGUCUGGAGUGGCUCUGGAACGGUCGUGCGCUCGACCGCAGCUUCGUGGCCACUGCCGUCGGCGUGGUGCGCAACGACCUGACCGUGCCCCGGCUGUCGCGCACCGACCUGCACAGCGAGCUGGCGUGCGCCGCCUCCAACAGCAACCUGACGGCACCGCGAUCCACCGCCGUCCGCGUCGAGAUGCUGCUGCCGCCGCUGACGGUCAAGAUCGGCCGCGUGCCUCAACACCUGCGCGUCGGGCUGACCUACGAGAUCACGUGCACGGCGGCCGGGUCGCGGCCGGCGGCCAAGGUCACCUGGCUGGACGGCGCUCAACGUGAGAUGACCAGCGUCAGGCAGCAGCCCUCCCUGGAUCCGAACGUGACGGUCAGCGUGCUGACCCUGGUGGGGGCCGUGAGCGGCGCGCCACUGACGCUCACCUGCCAGGCGGCCAAUGCCCUGCUGCCCCGCCUGGUGCCGCUGCGCAGCACCAAAGAGGUGCCCGUGCACUAUCCGCCGCAGGUCGUCCUGCGCAUCGGCAAGACGCUGGUGCCCAGCGAGAUCAAGGAAGGAAACGACGUGUAUUUCGACUGCCAGGUGCUGGCCAACCCGCCCAUCACCAACCUGGCCUGGUAUCAUCAGGGUCGGCAGCUGACUAACGACAAGAAGGCCGGGAUCAUGAUCAUCGACCGAAGCCUGGUGCUGCCGAACGUGUCGCACAGCCAGGCCGGCCAGUACACCUGUGGUGCCACCAACGUCGAGGGUCACAACCAGAGUCUGCCGGUGGUGCUGCACGUGAUGUACCUGCCGCGCUGCCAGACGGCGCAGCGCGUGGUGUACUUCGUGCCGGGCCGAGCCGUCCAGCUUCGGUGCCAGCUGCUGGCCGAGCCCGGCCCGGUGCGCUUCAAGUGGGACGUGAACAGCUCGGCCAGCGCAUACCAGCGCGAGCCGCUCUCUCGGUUCACCACCGCUGGAGCGGUCAGUACCGUACAGCAUCGGCUAGAUGACGACGAACCGGCAGAGAUCCGCUGCUGGGGCAGCAACGCUGUCGGUCUCCAGCGGCAGCCUUGCCUCUUCCACAUGAUGCCGGCAGGCCUGCCCGAGCCGCCGAGCGAAUGCAGCGUCAGCAACCGCACGGUCACCUCCUUCGUGGUGCGCUGUCGGCCGGGCCGCGACGGCGGACUGCCGCAGACGUUCGUGCUCGAGCUGAGGGACCUCCAAACCCAAAACCUCUUGCGUUCCCUGACCCACGAGCAGCCGAUAUUUCACGUCCGUGGUCUGAACCCCGGCGCCAAUUUUACACUCAAGGUGUAUGCGUCCAGUGCCAAAGGUCACGGAAAGGUCAUGCUGCUGCGUGUCGGAACCGUGGAGCUGAUGCCCGACCGUAUUGGCUCUUGA